Molecule: messenger RNA, 2113 nt
Organism: Nicrophorus vespilloides
Lineage: Eukaryota; Metazoa; Arthropoda; Insecta; Coleoptera; Silphidae
Gene: heix
Product: ubiA prenyltransferase domain-containing protein 1 homolog
Exons: 1
Coding region: 116-1096 (326 amino acids)
Biological process (GO): menaquinone biosynthetic process; vitamin K biosynthetic process
Cellular component (GO): endoplasmic reticulum; Golgi membrane
Molecular function (GO): prenyltransferase activity
Source: RefSeq, a predicted model, not a curated record
AUAAAAAGAAACGUCAUCUGUCAGAGUUCAAAAGAAAGGUUAUGUUUGCUGGGGGCAUUUCUCCUGACAAGUGAAUGUUGUUGACUAAAAAUUUGAAAAAAUCAAGAAUCUAAAGAUGUCUGUGGAAAGUGAAAAGUUAGUUGUGAACGGAAGCACCGUUACUGCUAAAAAAGUGAGCGCCGACUCUCGAUCCGGUUUAAUGAAGCUGAACAGUUAUGUACUGGCAUUAAGGCCCUGGUCUCUGAGUGCCAGCCUAAUGCCCACCCUGCUGGGUUCAACAAUUGCUUACAAACAUCCAGGAGAAAGCGAUUUUAACUAUAUUACAUUACUACUAACACUGUUCACUGUUGUGUGUGUGCACGGUGCUGGAAAUCUAGUGAAUACAUAUUAUGAUUAUGUAAAGGGGAUAGACAACAAGAAAGCUGAUGAUAGGAUACUAGUUGAUCAUAUACUGAGUAAAGAUGAGGUGGUGUCCCUGGGUGCUAUUCUCUACUUUGCAGGAUGCCUUGGCUUUGUACUCCUGACUGCUUUGUCACCUGCAAAAAUGGAGCACCUUGCAUUGGUCUACUUUGGUGGCUUAUCCUCAAGCUUCCUCUACACAGGAGGCAUUGGAUUCAAGUAUAUAGCACUGGGAGAUGUGUUAAUUCUUGUCAUCUUUGGCCCCAUAUCAGUCCUCUUUGCAUUCAUGUCUCAAACAGGAAGAGUUGAAUGGGCAACCAUGUACUAUGCCAUCCCCUUGGCUCUGAACACUGAAGCCAUCCUCCACAGCAACAACACCAGAGAUUCAGAGGCAGACAAAAAAGUGGGAAUUGUGACUUUGGCCAUAUUGAUUGGUCAUACGGCAUCGCAUUUCCUAUACGCAUUUCUGCUGUUCACACCGUACAUUAUGUUUGUUGUAGCGACGUUGAAGUACUCUAAAUGGUUUUUGCUGCCGCUCGUGACGCUUCCGAGUGCAUUCAAGAUCGAGAAGCAGUUCCGCUCCGAAAAUAUCCAGAACGUUCCGAAGGAAACCGCGAAGCUGAAUCUGUUCCUCGGAGUCUUGUACGUUCUGGCCUGCAGCCUCACGCCUGCUCUUCCGUUUAUAACAAGGAGAUAGACUCAGCUGAUUUGCUGCUAGUUUUAUUUAUUUCUAUUAAUUUGUCACGUACCAUCGUCGCGAAGGAAGACCAAAUUGACCAAAAAAAUAAUAAUGAAUUGGGUGUUUAGCCGGGGCGCAGUAGAGAGAAACUUGAUUAUUGAUUAGUUAAAUUAUGUUUUAUAUUUAUGCAAUUUUUACUUUGUUUUCACUUCAUUUGUGUUUUCAGUUCUUAGUCUCGAAGGGAUAUGUACAAUAUAUGUAUUUUUUUUUCUUUUUAAUUUAUUUAAACUAACUAUGCUGUGUAUCGAAACCCUUUAAUGUUUAGUGAUCCUUGCAUUCGCAGUGAUGUUGCAUCGUUUAAUAAUAUUUAUGUUGCGUCGCAUCAUUACUGCUUCUUAUUGAUAUUGAGCAUAGGACUAGCAGAUGAAUGUGUGUGCUUGCUUUUGCGAUUUUUGCGUAUGACUCUGUGUGCGUGUGUCAGUAUGUUUAUUAUAAUGUGAACAACUACAAUUUAAUGUAUAGAAGCAGAAAAAUCUAAAUAUUGUGUAAGCGCAGUAAAACAAACGAUUGUUUGAAAUCAUAUCUUCCAUUAGGUAUUAAGGCGUAUAGUGAUUAUGGCGAAAUAUUUAGUUAUACUAAUAAGAAAUACGGUUAACACUGCUAGAAUUUAACGGAUAGAUUGGAACGAUUAUUUACUUAAUUUUUAAUAUUGAUUAACAAAUGUAAAAUGACAAUAAUAACUUUAUUAUCGCGUAGGUAAUAAAUAUCCUGGAUUCAAUAUCAAUUUACGAUUUACAGUUUGUAACAUUUAUUGAAACGAGAGUGCAUAUCUUUUUCUGUUUCAUUUGAAAUAAAAUUUUAUUAGUUUUACUGCCUACUUUUAUUGCGUGUAUCAGCGAAACAAGAAAUUGAGGAAAAAUAGUUCAAAAUAUUGAAACGAGCGAGCUGUAAUUACUAUCUAUUAUAUGAGAACUGUAUUAAUAGAAAAAACAUGUUUUGCAUAAAAUAGUCAUACACGUUUUAAUUGCUAUAAUA